Molecule: messenger RNA, 1281 nt
Organism: Nanorana parkeri
Lineage: Eukaryota; Metazoa; Chordata; Amphibia; Anura; Dicroglossidae
Gene: MTG2
Product: mitochondrial ribosome associated GTPase 2
Exons: 7
Coding region: 33-1256 (407 amino acids)
Cellular component (GO): mitochondrion
Molecular function (GO): magnesium ion binding; GTPase activity; GTP binding
Source: RefSeq, a predicted model, not a curated record
AUAUAUAGAAUGAGAACUGCUCGAAGGUAGCGAUGUUGGCGGUGCAGCUAUUGUCUCGGCUUCGCGCCGUGUCCGACCAGGUUCGAUUGUGCCAAGCUGUCAUUUGCCAAAGCGUUCGCUUUCCAUCCUCACCGACACCCCCGCUAGUGUCACAGCACCGCCCCCUGUCCGCUGACGUCCCUCUAUAUGCCAAGCAACAAAACCACAUCAAGAGGAAGAGGGAUUUCAGUGAGAAGAAGCUGACUCGUUACUUUGUCGAUCACCGUAAAGUUAAAGUAGCGGGAGGAGCUGGUGGAGACGGGGCCUGCUGUUUUCACAGUGAGCCCAGGAAGGAGUUCGGAGGACCAGAUGGAGGCGAUGGAGGAAAUGGAGGACAUGUGAUAAUAAAAGUGGAUUCCUGUGUGAAGUCUUUAGCCUCCAUUGUUCCUUUAUACCGCGGUAUUAGCGGAAAGCCAGGGCGCAGCAAAAACUGCUACGGAAGAGGAGGAGAAAAUGUUGUUAUCAAGGUUCCCAUCGGGACUCUUGUGAAGGAAGAUAGCGUGGUCCUUGCGGAUCUCUCCAUCCCAGGCGAGGAGUUUGUAGCCGCUCACGGUGGGAUUGGUGGAAAAGGAAACAGAUUCUUCCUCAGCAAUGAGAACCGAGCUCCAGUGUUGGCAACACCCGGGGAACCUGGGCAAGAGAGGUCACUCCACCUGGAACUGAAGACCAUGGCACAUGCUGGCAUGGUCGGUUUUCCUAAUGCUGGAAAGUCAUCUCUGUUACGCCUUCUUUCCAACGCCCGACCAGCCGUGGCGGCAUACCCGUUCACCACCCUCAACCCCCAUGUUGGAGUCAUCAAUUACCAAGAUUAUGAACAGAUAGCAGUGGCGGACAUCCCCGGGAUCAUAGAAGGAGCUCACCAGAACCGGGGUUUGGGCCUGUCCUUCCUUCGGCACAUUGAGAGGUGCCGCAUUCUUCUCUACGUGUUGGACUUGGCGCACCCUGAGCCAUGGACCCAAAUGCGCUCCCUGCAGUACGAGCUGAGCCAGUUUGAUGAAAACCUCACCCAGCGACCUCACAUCAUCGUGGCCAAUAAAAUAGACCUCCCCGAUGCCAGGAAGACGCUAGCCAGUCUACAGCGGGAAGUGGACGGUACAAUCAUUGCCGUGUCCGCUCUGACCGGGGAGAACGCCGAAGAACUGAUCCUCUAUAUCCGAGAGUUGUACGAUGGACAAAGAACUGGGACAAAGAAACCUGAGACGUAUUCUGGCUGGUAGUAGAAUGACAACCAGUGACAGCUGC